This is a messenger RNA of Notothenia coriiceps (black rockcod), 804 nucleotides long. RefSeq names its product probable global transcription activator SNF2L2. The record is from RefSeq and is a predicted model, not a curated record. The coding region runs from base 1 to 804 and encodes 267 amino acids. NCBI's taxonomy places the organism in Eukaryota, Metazoa, Chordata, Actinopteri, Perciformes, Nototheniidae. The transcript is spliced from 5 exons. Gene Ontology annotation, molecular function: histone binding.
AUGUACGGCUUCCCACUGACACAGAGGAGGAGGAAAGAAUGGCUGGCUCAAGACCUGCAGGCUCAGGACCGGGCUCACCGCAUCGGCCAGCAGAACGAGGUGCGCGUGCUUCGUCUCUGCACCGUCAACAGUGUGGAGGAGAAAAUCCUGGCAGCUGCCAAAUACAAACUCAAUGUUGAUCAGAAGGUCAUCCAGGCGGGCAUGUUCGACCAGAAGUCCUCAGGCAACGAGCGCCAAGCUUUCCUCCAGGCCAUUUUACUGACUGAGGAGCAGAAUGAGGAAGAAGAUGAGAUACCCGAUGAUGAAACUCUUAACCAGAUGAUAGCCCGCAAUGAAGACGAAUUUGAGCUCUUCAUGCGCAUUGACAUGGACCGACGGCGGGAGGACGCCAGGAACCCAAAGCGCAAGCCUCGCCUCAUGGAGGAAGACGAGUUGCCUUCUUGGAUCAUCAGAGACGAAGCUGAGGUGGACCGCCUCACGUACGAAGAGGAGGAGGAGAAGAUGUUCGGCCGGGGGUCUCGAUGCCGCCGGGACGUGGACUACAGCGACACGCUCACUGAAAAACAGUGGCUGCGGGCCGUUGAGGAUGGAAACCUGGAAGAGAUGGAGGAGGAGAUCCGCCUGAAGAAGCGCAAACGCAAGAGACGCCAGGACAAGGACUCGUCGAGCAGGGAUGAAGGGGGCUCCAAGGCCAAGAAGAAACGUGGACGCCCACCAGCUGAUAAACACUCCCCCAACCACCCCAAAGUCACCAAGCAAAUGAACACCAUCAUCGAUACGGUCAUCAACUACAGGGAUGGGUAA